UCCUGUUAGACAAAAACACUUCCACACACACUCCAACUCAAAACCCUAAAUUCCCAAAACCAAAACCCCCCAUUUCUAUCUCAAAUCACAAUUCAUUUCUCAUAAAAAAAAAAAAUGGCUUGCAGGAUCACCAAAAAGCUUCAAUCAUUAACCAAAUACACUACCAACCCACGCUAUUUCUCAUCUUCAAUCUUAAACCCUGAUUCCACAACCCCACUGUCAAGCAAAGAGAAAUCCAGAGCUGCACUUUCACUCCUGAAAUCUGAAAAAAACCCCGAAAAGAUCAUCGAAAUAUGCCGAGCAGCCUCGCUGACACCCGAUUCACAUCUCGACCGCAUUGCGUUUUCAACUGCCAUCACUAAACUCAGAGAAUUAAAUUACUAUGAAGGUAUUCGUAAUUUCAUUGAUGAGUUGAUUAAAACUAGACCAGAUUUGAAUAAUGAGAAGUUUAUUUGUAAUGCGAUCGUUAGUUACGGUCAAGCGGGUUUGUUGGAUAAUGCAUUCCAACUGUUUGAUAAAAUGCCUCAACUAGGUGUUGGUCAGAAUGUGAAAGGGUUGAAUGCGGUUUUGUUUUCGUGUGUUUUGGCUAGGAAUUAUGAUGAGUUGAAACGGGUUUAUCUUGAUUUUCCUGGAAAGUAUGGGGUUAAGAUGAAUCUUGAUAGCUAUAAUACUGUGAUUAAGGGUUUUUGUGAGUCGGGUUCUUCAAGUGCUUGCUAUUCGGUUACUGCUGAAAUGGUUAGGAAGAAAGUUAAGCCGAAUGCGACUACUUUUGGGUUAAUGAUUGCCGGGUUUUAUAAAGAGGAAAAGUUUGAUGAAGUUGGGAGAGUGUUGGAGAUGAUGAAAAAACAGGAUGUGGCUAUUGGGCUCGGGAUAUAUAAUGUUAGGAUUCAAAGUUUGUGUAAGCUUAAGAAGAGUGUUGAAGCAAAGGCUUUGCUUGAUGGGCUUAUCUCGAGAGGGAUGAAGCCUAAUGCGGUCACUUAUAGUCAUUUGAUUCAUGGGUAUUGUAGGGAAGGGAAGUUGGUUGAGGCUAAGGAGUUGUUUAAGAAGAUGAUUGGUGGUGGGUUUAAACCUGAAAGCGAUUGUUAUUUUACGUUGGUUCAUUAUUUGUGUAAGAGUAGUGAUUUUGAAGCGGCGUUGGAUGUGUGCAAGAAGAGUUUGGAGAAGAAUUGGGUUCCUAAUUUCUCAACUAUGAAGUUACUUGUUGAAGGUCUUGCAGAAAGUUCGAAAGUUGAUGAGGCAAAAGAGCUUAUUGGACAGAUUAAAGAAAAGUUUCCAAAGAAUGUCGAUGCCUGGAAUGAAAUAGAAGAGAAGUUAGCCAAGUAGACUGCACUAUACAUGGUUACCCACCGUGCCACGUGUUCCUAUCUUAAUCGGAACUGCAUCGCUGCCCUUCUUUUCUGGUAACAUGGUGGCACUGGCAUCUAUAUGCAACAUGAGCUUUUGGUAAUAAUGUGUUUAAAAUGUAAAAGGUGGUGUUGAUUGCUGUUUUUAAGUCUUUAUCCAAGGUGGGAAAGCUUACUUUCGGUUGGUAAAUCCCUUUUUACAACAAUAAAAACACCAAUGAUACUUUUGCUUUGGUGCACUGUACACCUCUUCUUUGGCUUUUGUAAAGUAUCUGGUCCAUAUCGAGGCUAUGGUUUUUGUAAUUUGGUUUAUGAUAGUCAAUGGACGAUAAUUAGCUAUA
This is a messenger RNA of Erigeron canadensis, 1684 nucleotides long. Its product is annotated as pentatricopeptide repeat-containing protein At1g61870, mitochondrial-like. The transcript is spliced from 2 exons. Bases 115 to 1323 code for a protein of 402 amino acids. Gene Ontology annotation, molecular function: protein binding. NCBI's taxonomy places the organism in Eukaryota, Viridiplantae, Streptophyta, Magnoliopsida, Asterales, Asteraceae. The record is from RefSeq and is a predicted model, not a curated record.